AUGAAGGAGGAGGAACAGGAACACCCUGUCGGAUUUGAACUCAAAGAUAAAUUGGAAGCGGCUUUUGAUAGUAUUAAUGAUAGUGCCUCUUAUUCAGAGUUCGGAGGGUUCCGUUAUGAAAAAGUAAAAUAUGAUGAAUCAACCAUUCAAUAUAUGCUAGACGCUUCGGAAUCUGUUGUAAUGGACGAAACUUUGGGCUUGGACCCUGUUAACGAAGUCCAUCGACUGAUCCAAGCGUUUCCAUCGAGAGACCGGAUUGUGUCAGAUCUUCAGAUGAGAUUCUCUACGGCUAACAUGAAGACAGUCCUUCGAAAUGGUCCACAAGCUCAUCUGCAUUUCGCAAAAGUUGCUGAUAAGCGGUUCGCUCCGAGGCAUCCAUUUGAUCUUCCCGUAUUUUACUAUCACUUCUGUCAUCCUGAGAGGUCUCUCACCAAUGCUACGCACAAUCGAGAUCAAGAGUUCCAAUUUGGAAUCAACUGUAUGUACAACACCAACCCAACAAUUCGACUAUUCAAUGGUUUGCUUGAGAUGUAUGAUCACGCAAUGGAAAAAAUAGAACUCCCCCAUCCAAAAUUCGGGAAGAACAUCUAUUACAAAGCUGACCAAACAAUAGCUGAUACCUACAGCAAACCUGGACAACACUCGGAAGUCAUUAUACACGGGAUGCGAAUAUUUUUUGAAGAUGGAACGAUUAAAAAUGAUAAAGGAUAUAGAAUGGAAGUAUUCCUCAACAAUAGAGAAGUUGAGGCGAACGAGAAGAUACAAAAAGUGGAAUUCUUCCUAGCAGAUGAAAAUACUAUUGAAGUUAUGACUCUUUUCAAAAAGUCCAUGAUGGCCGGUGGGUUCAUUCGGAAGAAGAAAAAAGUCGAGAAAAUUGAGCAAACAGUGUUGAUAGUGAGCCUAGAUGAGAUAACUGGAACAUAUGGAACGUCGGAUUUUCAAUGCAGUCCGAAUUUCAAGUCAAUGUUGAGAACGAGUCGAAUGGGUCCGAAAAGAAGACCGAGAAACACUAAACAGGAAGUGAAGAUAAAAAUGGAUGAGAAUCGAGAGAUAAUGAAGCCAAGUGUAGAUCGAGUAAAAGUUUUUCUGGGUGUGGACAAAAAUAAUAAGAAACUGAGACACAAACGUGCAGGACUUGGUCACCAAAUAUGCACAUCAUUAUGCAAGUUGAAGAAUGCUUUACAACUACUCAAAGAUGAAUCCGCAUUCCCUUCCGAAUCAGAAUUCUGGACCGCAGGAGAGAAGGUUGUGUACGCUUUGUACAUGGCUCAAACUGACGCAUAUCUUUGUGAGGACACAUGCGUACCGUUUUUAAACGCGGUGCAAAUGUGCUCGACGUUUGUAGACCAUGCUGACGAGUUUGAGAUACAGGGGGAACUUUUGCUUAUGUUCAGUUAUCAACUCAUGAGCAUGCUAUUUGCGAUCGAAAAAUAUAUACAUCAGAUUGAUAGAAACGACAACCGAUCGAAACGUGAAAUUCAUAUAGGCACCUUCUUGCCAUUCUACUAUAUUGUUCCAUUCGCUGUGCUAAAGGACGCAUUCAUCAAUGCAAAGCGCCCGAUGAAAGGGAUGUUGCUAGAAAUUAUUUGUAGAAGAGCCACCCCAUCGGUGUAUUCUGAAGUGUUGGAUCUUUAUCAACACGAUAAGCAAUUGGUGGAAGAUGCUCUCAAAAGCUACCCACAUAUUAUGCUCUUCGGACACUUUCCUGCAAGUCCGUGUGCAGAUCUGGUCAAUGACUUGGGGGUCUAUUUAGAUAAUAGCCUCCUGUUGGAACCGAACAAAUGGGUUUUGGACAUACCUCGACCACGUGUCCUACUCUCCGUGAAACCGGAACCCGAAGAAAUCCCCGAAGAGUGCCCGGACGAUGGUUAUGUGCAAGGAAAUGGAAUCAAUGGCGACACAAGCUAUGAGUGUGGCAUUGUCCAUGAGCAGCCAGUUGAAGAGCAUAUGAGCAUCGCAUACUGGGAAGCCGAACACUCAAGUUCGGUAGAAAACCAUACUAAUGGAGCAAGCAAUGAACCGGAAGAAUUUGAUUUUGUGGCACCAAUGAAACCAAUCAAGAAGGAACCGCUUACUGAGGCAGUGGACGAGCCGACAACUCCUCCAAGAACUCUACCAUCAAGAAAGUCACCGGUCCCUUCAACAUCCGCUGAUAAUGGGUACUACCGGAACGCCCAAGGAUUUGAGAGAAAGCGCAAGCAACCAUUCGACUGGAGAGAUAUGAUCAGUGAGAGUCGAGACAGUACUCCCGUCAAAACGCCAGGUCGACCUGUCAAAGCUCCAUGCGGUGCAACUUUCACACCGAAUCGCUUGCUAAAUACUCCAUAUGGAAAAUAUCGGAAGCUGAUACCUCCGGAACCCACGAAACGCACUUUUCUCGAAAAAGAUCCAACGAAGGUGGGACUUUUGGACAAGAUCUGGGAGGGCUCCUCUGCAGCUGUCAUUCGUAGAAGCGUAUCAGAUGCUUAA
Molecule: messenger RNA, 2469 nt
Organism: Caenorhabditis remanei
Lineage: Eukaryota; Metazoa; Nematoda; Chromadorea; Rhabditida; Rhabditidae
Exons: 7
Coding region: 1-2469 (822 amino acids)
Source: RefSeq, a predicted model, not a curated record